ACUUUGGGCACCCGUACAGAGCAGCAACUCCUUCUGAUAUAUCCCAUGGCUCCGGCGUGCUCACCGGAGCUGUUGCACAGGGCGAGCCGCAUUGCCAGGCUCCUUGACGAAGAGGGUGACGCAGUGCUACCGGUGCACUGCUGGCGCACUCUUCUGCGAGAGCUGGAUGUGCCGGAGGACAGUGAGGCCGCCAACUUCUUGAUGGAUUACGUGGAGCCCUGCAGCCAGGGGCACUUCACCUUCGAGCCCUUGCUGGCAGCCGCCGCCAGGUUCGACGGAGGCGCAGACUACGGGCCAGACUACGGCCCAGAAGACGGUGAUGCGGGCUAUGGCUACGCAGAUGCGGGCUAUGGCCAUGCAGAUGCGGGCUAUGGCCACGCAGGUGAUGUCACCACGGAUCACCAGGCGGCGCCUCGAGUGCCUGCGCUUGAUCUGGGCAAGGCCCAAAGAGCUCAGGAUGGCACUUCCGCCUUUCGAGUAGGAGUUCCACAACAGCCUGGGUGCGACCAGGACCGUCCUGGCGCUGGGCCGAAUUCGGGAGGCAAAGCCAAUGGCUACCCCACCAACGGUGCAGAGUACGCCAUUCCCUCCAGGCUCAAUGAAGCUGAGCUGCGGGAGCACGAGGCUUCGCAGCUGCGGCAGCAUUUGGAGGUGGUGGAUGAAGCCUUCUGGCAAAGGCGCGGGCCGGCCAUUCAGCACCUCUACAGCCAGUGGGACUGCAACCAGCUCACGAACCAAUCCUUCCAGGCUCAAAUGCAGAACGUUUUGGGGCCAAGCGUGGACAUCGGGCACCUGGAGAGCGAGUUCUUGAGACUCAUCAACAAGCAUCUUUCAGCCCGCACGAUGAAGUUUGCCUCAAUGAUGGCUGGUUUGCGGCGCGAUGCACAAAGCACCGCGAGGCGAGGCGGCCUGAUCAGCUAUGCAGGGAGCUGCUAUGAGCCAAGUGAGGCCGGGAGCGAGGCCUCCUCGGCCGCUGGAAAGCCCACGAGCUCGGCCAUGCGAGGCGGCCGCAGGCACUUCCAGAAGCAGGCUGAGAAUCACGUCCUGCCGCCCAAGCUAGGCCAGCUGCCAGAGAACGAUGUGCGGGACUUUCCGGAAGAGGCCUUGCCGACCAGUGCAAAGCCAGAGCUCCAGGGGCGGGACAACAUGGACAUCUUCGGGCGGAAGAUUGCAAAUCCGAUGCCGCGCAGACAUCACGAAGAUCGAUCUGACGCUGGCAGCGUGAUCUCCGGGGCUCACAGCGCCUUCAGCGAGGCGGACUCGCAGCGAGAGGCCUUCUCGUACAGGAACAGGAAUGGCCACGGGAACAUCCUUGCCUGGGAUUCGGCCAGACCCGUGACGCCUCCGAAGAGCCGGCAGGGCCGGCAUGUGGCCGUGGACCCCGACAAGGGCAUGCCCAGGAUGAACAUGUCCUCCGGCAUUUUCUGAGGGAUCGAUUGCAUUCAAAUUAUUUGUCACGGAUGAGUUUCAAUUCCAUCCAAGAAUUCGAGCAAUACAAUGACGGGAAGCUCUGAUGUGG
Messenger RNA from Effrenium voratum, 1519 nucleotides. NCBI's taxonomy places the organism in Eukaryota, Dinophyceae, Suessiales, Symbiodiniaceae. The record is from the annotation of a GenBank genome assembly.